UGUAAGACCGCACAUGAGCAUGAUCAUUGACUGUCUUGUGCUGGAUAAAUAGGAGUACGGAGCGUGCAUUAACUUUUCAUUUCAAAUCAUUCGCAAAAGCUUUCUUCAAGUUUUGAGCGUCUUUUGCCUUGUCUUUAACAUAACUGUUUGCAAAUUGCAACAAUGUUCGUAGCCCGUAGCGCAGGACGUGCAUGCAGCCGUGCGUUGGCUGUUAACAACCAGUACGCUGCGAUCCAGGCUGCUACCUAUGCGAGUGGUCCGAAGAGUCCUGGUUCCGCGAAGGAUGCUGCCAAAUCUUCCUGGGAACAAGUUAAGGCGGAAGCAAAAGAUAUUAAGGGUGAAGUGAAACAUGAAGCUGGCAAGUUGAAGGACAAAGCCGCCUCCGCCUGGGACCAAACCAAAGCUGGUGCGGCGGAUGUCCAGCGGAAAGUGGGCCGUGAGGCCGAGUAUGCUAAAGACCGAGCGGAGGCCGGUGGCAAUCGCGCCCAGGGUGCCGGUGACGAUCUGCUAUCAAAGGCCAAGGAUGCCGCACAAAACGUGAAGGAAUCUCUUUCACAGCCCGGUGGUAUUGCCGAUAAAGCGGCCAACGCCUGGGAGAACGUGAAAGAGAAAGCGGCGGAUAUGGCGGCGGAAGUGAAGCAUAAGGCCUCUGAUCUGAAGGACAAGGCCUCUCAGACCCUCCAUGAUGCCACAUCCCGAGAUCAACAGUCUCAGACCCGUGAUCAGCAGCAGCGAAGGGACUCGGAUGCUGGCAAGGGCCGUGAUCCCAAGAAUCGGUAUUAGAUGGGGGUAGUACUGUACGUUUUUGGCUAGUGUACAUACAGUAACAAACUGAAUGUGUUCGGGUAAUAGUGCUGUCUCUUAGUUCGGUGCGUUCCAUUUUACGCGGCGUUCGAUCUUUGUUUUCCCAGAAGCUGUGUUUUCAGUGUUGAGCGGUUUUGUUUCUCUUUUUUAGCUGCUGAUCCGAAUUGUGAAGUUUAAUGUUUUCUGAUGAUUUUCGCUUGACCGGAAUUGCCAACGUGCUUGAUGACUUGUUUGCAUUUUCAUCGUGGCGGCACAGUUGAUUGCAAAAUGAAUAAUCUUGAAGAGAAA
Molecule: messenger RNA, 1092 nt
Organism: Paramacrobiotus metropolitanus
Lineage: Eukaryota; Metazoa; Tardigrada; Eutardigrada; Parachela; Macrobiotidae
Product: group 3 late-embryogenesis abundant protein, mitochondrial-like
Exons: 2
Coding region: 163-783 (206 amino acids)
Source: RefSeq, a predicted model, not a curated record